UGGACCAGAGGAGGACACAAGGAGAAAAAGUUAGAGGAGGAUUUGUUCUGCAUCCAGCACCAGCGGACAGACCCACAGACGGAAGGACAGACUGACACCAUGGCCAACAAAGCCCCGCAGCCCCCCCACCUGCACCUGGCAGAGGUCACCGCAUCCCAGUUCCUGGACAUCUGGAAACACUUCGACGCGGACGGUAACGGCUACAUUGAAGGGAAGGAGCUGGAGAACUUCUUCAGGGAGCUGGAGGUGGCUCGGAGGGGGGCGGGGGUGGACCCUUCCAACCCCACAUUCAGAGAAAAGAUGAAGGAGUUCAUGCAGAAGUUCGACAAGAACAAAGACGGACGCAUUGAGAUGUCAGAGCUGGCCCAGAUUCUCCCCACUGAAGAGAACUUCCUGCUCUGCUUCAGACAGUUCGUCAGCUCCAGCGCUGAGUUCAUGGCGGCGUGGAGGCGAUACGACACGGACCGCAGUGGAUACAUCGAAGCCAAUGAGCUGAAGGGUUUUCUGUCAGAUCUGCUGCAGAAGGCGAACAGACACUACGACGAGCACAAGCUGCAGGAGUACACACAGACCAUACUCAGGAUGUUUGAUCUGAAUGGAGAUGGGAAGCUGGGCCUGUCGGAGAUGGCCAGACUGCUGCCAGUUCAGGAGAACUUCCUGCUCAAAUUCCAGGGUGUGAAGUUGACCACCGAGGAGUUCAGCGCCAUUUUUACGUACUAUGACAAGGACGGGAACGGCUACAUCGACGAGCAGGAGUUGGAGGCCCUUCUACGGGACCUUUACCAGACGAAUAAGAAGGAGGUGGACCUGAAGAACCUGGCCGGUUACAUCCAGAGCAUCAUGGCUCUGUCUGACGGAGGGAAGCUCUACCGCAGUGAGCUAGAGAUCGUCCUCUGCAGGGAACCAAUGGUGUGACUCCUCCUCCUCUCGUUGCAUAUCAUCAUUUUCUCUGCCUGCCCCGCCCCCCUGCCCCUCCCCCUGACACCACAACCACCUCCAGCUGCCUGGAAUCAUAUACCAGGUGCAUGUGCCAGACACCUCCCCCUCCUCGUCCCAAUGCCCUUGAUGUUACAAUUUUAGAAUGAAUGAUACUGUACACCGUCAGCACAACUCCCCGCGCCCGCCCGCCCCCCCCCCCAAACAUGACAUGAUCCGACUCAAACCUACAGUUUC
Molecule: messenger RNA, 1173 nt
Organism: Sphaeramia orbicularis (orbiculate cardinalfish)
Lineage: Eukaryota; Metazoa; Chordata; Actinopteri; Kurtiformes; Apogonidae
Product: calretinin-like
Exons: 11
Coding region: 100-915 (271 amino acids)
Biological process (GO): regulation of presynaptic cytosolic calcium ion concentration; regulation of long-term synaptic potentiation
Cellular component (GO): terminal bouton; synapse; cytosol
Molecular function (GO): calcium ion binding
Source: RefSeq, a predicted model, not a curated record